CUAGCAUCUAGUAUCUAGCACCUCAAUUGCAACCCUCCACCCUCAAUCCAUCUUUAUACCACAGCACAGUCCUCACCACCACCACCACCAUGGGCUCCUCUCAACCCCACGUCCCCCAACCCGGCGUCUGGUGUCCCGCCGUGACCUUCUUCAACCACAGCACCGACACCCUCGACCUCCCCUCCCAACACCAAUACUACCAAUACCUCUCAACCACCGGCCUCACCGGCCUCGUCAUCCUCGGCACCAACUCCGAAGCCUUCCUCCUCACCCGCGAAGAACGCGCCCAACUCAUCCGCACCGCCCGCGCCGCCGUCGGCCCCAACUACCCCCUCAUGGCCGGCGUCGGCGCCCACUCCACCAAACAAGUCCUCGAACUCGCCACCGACGCCGCCGCCGCCGGCGCAAACUACAUCCUCGUCCUGCCCCCGGCCUACUUCGGUAAAGCCACCACCCCCGCCGUCGUGAAACGUUUUUUCGCGGACGUCGCGCGCCACAGCCCCCUCCCCGUCGUGGUAUACAAUUUUCCCGGCGUGUGCAAUGGCGUCGAUCUGGACUCGGAAACCAUCACCGCGAUUGUGCGCGAAUCUGCGGCGACGAGACCAGACGGGGUAUCGAAUGUCGUGGGGGUGAAAUUGACGUGUGGGUCCGUGGGGAAGAUCACCCGGCUGGCGGGGACGUUUUCCAAAGACGAGUUUGCAAUUUUUGGUGGUCAGUCGGAUUUCCUCAUUGGGGGGUUGGCGGCGGGUUCGGCGGGGUGUAUUGCGGCGUUUGCGAAUGUAUUUCCCAAGACCGCGGCGAGGGUUUAUCAGUUGUAUGUGGAGGGGAAGAUCGAGGAGGCCACGGUGUUGCAGCGCAAGGCUGCCCUCGCGGAAAGUCCUUGUAAGAGUGGUAUUGCGGCGACCAAGUAUGCGGCUGCGGUGUUUACGGCCGCGGCGGCGGGGAUUGAGGGGGCCGAGGAGAAGUUGAAGCCCCGGACGCCGUAUGAGGAGCCGGCGGAGGGGGCGAAGAAGGCGGUUAGGGAGGUUAUGGGGGAGGUGGCGGUUAUUGAGGGGGGGUUGUAA
Molecule: messenger RNA, 1064 nt
Organism: Aspergillus ibericus CBS 121593
Lineage: Eukaryota; Fungi; Ascomycota; Eurotiomycetes; Eurotiales; Aspergillaceae
Product: dihydrodipicolinate synthase family protein
Exons: 1
Coding region: 90-1064 (324 amino acids)
Molecular function (GO): 4-hydroxy-tetrahydrodipicolinate synthase activity
Source: RefSeq, a predicted model, not a curated record